GUCCAUUAAAAACCUCGAUUUUUUUACUUUGGUGUUUGUACUGAAUUAUACGUGAAAUACUCUGCUCUAUUUGAUCCUCUUUCUGUGUAAAAUUAACAUACGCAGCGAAAGGAGUGAACAAGAUUCCAAACCAUUGGACGCAUUUUAUAUACUAAACAACACAUGAAUUUGUAAGGAUUCCAUUGAAAUUGAACAAAAUAAUAGAAAAAGUCGGCUUUUUUAAUUUAUUGAGAUGGAAUCGAUUAUUGGUAGACAUAGUCGAGAUGAAUCCUUCUCGCGUUCAUGCAUCGCUACUCCGAAUGUCCUCGACGACCAAGAGGAAAAUAGUGAACGUCCGUUUUCAUAUGUACAAUCAUUGAGAAGAGCGAGGGCUACCGUCUGGAGUGAUCAGGGUCGUGCAAAGCCCUUGCAGUCUACUCCUUCCUGGAAAAGUUCCUCUCAGAACAGCAAAAAGGAUUCUAGCAAAGGAUUGGGAGGCAUGCGUUCAAGAGUCUUUUCAAGUCAACAUCACGGUGUAUAUCAUACUCGACCGGCUUCGUUGAAAUCUCGAACAAUGGCCCCUCAACAUACCAUCCUAACACCUCGACUCUCUGCAACUGAAGGCAAAGACGACGAUGAAGACGAUGUAGACAUUUCCACUUCCAAUACAGCCCCUACUUAUAUGUCUAUGAUCAAUUCCUCUCGUGCUAGCUCCACGCGCAGUGGUACUGCCCCAUCUGCACCUUCUAUCAUGGGCAUGUCUAUUCAUUCUCAAGCUGAUACUACUCACUCAGAAGGAUACGAAUCCAGAAGCGGCUCCCCAACUCACGACAUUCAAUCCUACCUUGUCAAUCACAGUAGUGAUUCAGAAGAUUCUGACUGGGAAAGUGGUGAAGAAGGCGUAAAGCGUCUAGUUAUUACCAAUAUAGCUAAUGAUGAUGAACUGGAUAGUGACUAGUCACAUUGAAUGAAUGUGCUCCAUUUUUUAUACCCAUGCUCUUGAUAUAUAUGACCUUGCAUCUUGUUUCUUUUGAUGUCCCUUAUGCUUCUUCGACUUUGCACUUGUGUUCAUCUUCGUUUCUUUUUUCAUUUUCUAUUCUUUUAAGUUAUGUUUCGAACGGUUUCAUCGUUCCUUUUCUCAUGGUUAGGUAGAUGACUUUCCGCUUUUUUCUUCUCCCCUAUUUAUUAUUUGAAUCUAUAGUUGAUAAUUAUUCGGUUUUCAUUUGUCAUCUUAAUUCUUCUACCGUAGGAAAGAAAAUACGGACCAUUCAUUU
Messenger RNA from Schizosaccharomyces cryophilus OY26, 1253 nucleotides. RefSeq names its product meiotically upregulated Mug123. The record is from RefSeq and is a predicted model, not a curated record. The transcript has a single exon. The coding region runs from base 233 to 937 and encodes 234 amino acids. Lineage: Eukaryota; Fungi; Ascomycota; Schizosaccharomycetes; Schizosaccharomycetales; Schizosaccharomycetaceae.